Dissoconium aciculare CBS 342.82 is the source of this 1416-nucleotide messenger RNA. RefSeq lists its product as uncharacterized. The record is from RefSeq and is a predicted model, not a curated record. Lineage: Eukaryota; Fungi; Ascomycota; Dothideomycetes; Mycosphaerellales; Dissoconiaceae. The transcript has 3 exons. The coding region runs from base 281 to 1087 and encodes 268 amino acids.
CGAUGAUGGUCGCUGUGAGCCUGUGUCUACGUCCACGCGUGGAAUACCCUGUGGACAUGCGCCCGUCCUUUUCCCUAAUUGCCGUCUAAGAGCGCGCACUCAUCGCGUGUAAUCGGAUGUCCGCCUUGAUACUUCUCCUGGUUAUCACACAACACUCACCGUGAGGGAUUCGCCGUCGCUCAUUCUCAUCGACCUCACCUCUUGGAACUAUAGGCUGUCUAGUAUCGGGGAUAGAUCUCUGGCCAUCGCUCAAGAUUGCGCUCUUGUUGUUCCACACAAAAUGUUGUUCGCCUGGUCUAGUCUAUUGCUGAUGCUUGCUGGGCACUCGCUCGCUGCGGCCCCGACGACCUGCUACAAUCAAGAUGGCAGUAUUGCGAACAACAGAUAUAAACCUUGCCCGGGCACGACAUACUGUUGCGACAGCGGCGAUACGUGUACAACAAAUGGGCUGUGUCAACAGCGCAAUAACCACUACCCGAACAUGGAACAGGUAGCCUGGUGGUACGAUGCUAAGGCCAAUAGGACUUCCUAUGGAGACUUCACAUUCCUUUACACGGCAUCGACGUGUACUAAUGCCAACUUUUCCGGCUGCUCGACAAGAUGCACCAAUGCGAAUACCCCAUCCUACCUUUGGGCGUGCAACGACGACGCGUUGACCAAUUACUGCUGCUAUGACCCCUCAAAGUCCCUGGGCCUCUGGGAACAUCAAAGCUGUUGCAAAUAUCCCGGCGCAGUGUUUCAACUCGACAAGCCUAGCAUCAUUGCAUGGAACAGCACAUCAGCGUCAACACCAGUAUCGACAUCAUCGACAUCAUCGGCAUUACCAUCUUCUACCACACCAGCAACCUCAGGAGUGUCAAACACAACGGCCGGAAAUGGCCCAACCCCAGGCAUGUCUCAGGGCACGACGAUCGGGAUUAGUGUCGGCGUAGCAACCUCUCUCUUGCUGGCAGGUCGGCGUCUUUCUCUGCCUACUCCUCCUCGCAAUCCUUUUCUGGCGCGUCCAAGCACUGCGAAAUCUCCUUCGACGAGACAAAUCGCUACAAGAUCAGAAUCAAGUCAGAGAAUACGAGCCAAUCCCAGCUGACUUCAGGCAUGAAAAGUCAACAAUAUUGACGAACUCCUCCCCGGUUUCUUCUUUUUCUCCGAUGUCGCCUCCUACGCCUUCCGCUCCUGUGGAGUUGCACGCGAUAGCGCGGCCCCAUGAGAUGCCGCACAAUAAUACGAGGAUGGAGCUGCCGUGAGUAUAUUAAUCGAGCUAGAGUCGGAUUCGGUUCGGCCUCGAUCUUUCGAGUAAAUUUUCUCAUGUAUGAAGGGGAGAUUUUCAUUGAUUAGAGACAGAAGCCAUAUUUAUGAUACCCCAUGAGAUAUAGACAGAAUAAUAUCAUUCCUGACGAACGGAUGACUGAUGCAGUG